AUGAGCUCCCUCUCCGCCGCCUGCGCCACCUCCGCCCCCAUCCAUGGAGAUCGGAGCCUCUUCGCUUCCUGUCAUCCUUCCCUUAACCCUAAACCCCGCUUCGUCUUCUCCAAACCCUCUAGAAUCCUGUGCGUUAAGUGCUAUCCUCCUCUCUGGCCACGGUUGCCGCUCUCAUCGGUACCGUCAAAACCCUCCUCCCAGCCGAGCAGCCCGUCACCACCGGAGGAACAAUCUGAUCCCAAUUCAUGGCUCGGUAACUCUGAGUUCCUUUUGAAGUCGAACGCAGGCGCCAUCGGGUCCCUGCGCGCGCUUCUAUACCAGAAGCUUGACGACGGCGAGGACACCGAGGCGUUGACCAUCCUCAAUCACCUCAUCUCCGCCCAGCCUGACGAGACCGAGUGGAAGUUCCUUGCCGCGCGGCUUCUCAACGAGAUGGGAGAGCCCGCGGAGUCCCGCAAGCUCUUCGAGGAGAUCCUCGCCGUGGACCCUCUCUCAUUCGAGGCUCUUUUCGAGAACGCCGUGCUCAUGGACCGAUGUGGCGAGGGGGAGGCAGUGAUCGAGCGGCUGGAGCGCGCUCUAGACCUUGCAAGAUCGGAGCAGAAAGAGAAGGCGGCGCGCGACGUGAGGUUGAUCAUGGCGCAAAUCCAGUUCUUGCAGAAGAACGUGGACGCAGCUCUGGCGAGCUACGAGGAGCUCACCAAGGAGGAUCCAAAGGACUACCGGCCAUACUUCUGCCAAGGAGUGAUAUACAGCAUGUUAAAUCGCAAUAAGGAGGCCAGGGAGAAGUUUGCUAAGUACCAUGAAUUAUCUCCGAAGAAGUUUGAGGUCAAUGGAUACCUACAAACACCAUUGUCAAGGGUGAAGUUGUUUGGGACUGAGCAAUCGGAACUUUGAAACUCCAUUAAUGACGGCUUAUACUGCACUGUGACAUCGGGAAUAAGCAAUAAGAGAGGUUAGUAUCUUGUUAUGCUUUUCUGGAGAUUUUAUUUUUUUUUCCAAAGUCUGAGUUGCUUCACAUAAUUGCAAAAAAGUUUUUACCGGACUGAAUAAGAACUUGGGAAAAACUUAACCUUGAAUUCUCGGGAUAAGUCUAAACUCUAUCAAAGUCCAAUUUUCUGGCUUGGAAUCAUUUGAAUAUAGAAUCAAUUCCUCAGUUA
Messenger RNA from Dioscorea cayenensis subsp. rotundata (Guinea yam), 1157 nucleotides. Its product is annotated as protein SLOW GREEN 1, chloroplastic. Bases 1 to 894 code for a protein of 297 amino acids. The transcript has 2 exons. The record is from RefSeq and is a predicted model, not a curated record. Gene Ontology annotation, molecular function: protein binding. Lineage: Eukaryota; Viridiplantae; Streptophyta; Magnoliopsida; Dioscoreales; Dioscoreaceae.